Molecule: messenger RNA, 3392 nt
Organism: Rosa chinensis
Lineage: Eukaryota; Viridiplantae; Streptophyta; Magnoliopsida; Rosales; Rosaceae
Product: G-type lectin S-receptor-like serine/threonine-protein kinase SD1-29
Exons: 7
Coding region: 614-3148 (844 amino acids)
Biological process (GO): protein phosphorylation; recognition of pollen
Molecular function (GO): ATP binding; protein serine/threonine kinase activity
Source: RefSeq, a predicted model, not a curated record
GACCCAUGUUAACAUGAAGCGGAAUCUUUGGUUGUAUUAAGUGGUCAUGAAAACAGAGCAACCAUGUGAAACAGAGGCAUUGCUUGGGUUAUCAAAAAAGCAAUUCAUCCAGUUCAGACCUGUAAGAAUGUACAAUUUCUCCUCUUGCAGCUGAAUUUUUCUGAGAACAACAAAAAAACUGAAAAACAUGUGUUGUAAAAGCAAUGCAUCCAGUUCAGACCAGUAAGUAUGUACAAUUUCUCCUCUUGCAGCUGAAUUUUUCUGAGAACAACAAAAAAACUGAAAAACAUGUGUUGUAAAAGCAGUGCAUCCAGUUCAGACCAGUAAGUAUGUACAAUUUCUCCUCUUGCAGCUGAAUUUUUCUGAGAACAACAAAAAAACUGAAAAACAUGUGUUGUAAAAGCAGUGCAUCCAGUUCAGACCAGUAAGUAUGUACAAUUUCUCCUCUUGCAGAUAUUUUUUUUUUCUGAGAACAACACAAAAACUGAAUAAACAUGUGUUCUAAAAUAGUAACCAAUCUAUGUGAAAUUUGCUUCACUGUACGAAUGGGACGAAAGAAGUUGUCAGUAGUAUUUAAAUGUUAGUCAUGGUUUCUUAUGGAUAACAUGUUGGUAUGCAAAUGGGUAUUAGAACAAAAAAUAUUAGUGCUUUAGGUUCCUCUAGGCUGUUCCUGUUCUUCUUCAGCUCACUUCUGUCACAACAUUGUUGUGCUGAAGUACUGUAUGAGAUAAAUCCUUCACACUCUUUAUCACAGGGACAAACUCUAGUCUCCCCUGGUAGGAUUUUUGAAUUGGGUUUCUUCAGUCCUAGUGACUCUGCUAACAAGUAUGUGGGGAUAUGGCACAAGAAUAUACUACCCCGUAAAGUUGUGUGGGUGGCCAACAGGGAAAGGCCUCUUGCAGUUACAGGCUCAUUGGCGAGUUUGAGAAUUAGCAGCAAUGGGAGUCUGGAGCUUGUAGACGGGAAGCUGAACUCUGUGUGGUCAAACAAUGUUACUAUACAGGUUUCAUCGUCUAAUACUAGCUCAGUUGCUGCAGUUCUUUCAGAUGAUGGAAACUUUGUUGUCAAAGGAGCUGGUGAAUCAAUAUGGCAGAGCUUUGAUUAUCCUGGUGACACUAUGCUACCAACCCAGCGGCUUGGAUACAAUACUAAAUCUAAAAAGGGACGUUUCUUGACUGCCUGGAAAAGUGAGAGUGAUCCAUCUAGUGGGAUAUAUACAGUUGAAGGUGGACGGGCAGCAGAGACGCCAGCACAAGUGAUCAUUUGGAUUAAUCGAUCAACUCCCUUCUGGAGAAGUGGGCCAUGGGAUAAAUCAAAGUUCAUUGGCCUGCCAGAUAUGGAUGAUGGAUAUCUUAGUGGAUUUAAAGGAGAAGAGAAUGUAGAACAGGGAACACAGUAUUUCUCUUAUGAAUUAUUUGGCAAUCUUGCAGCAUAUCUAGACGUCUCUUCACAGGGAAAGUUGAAGCUCAUGUAUGCAAGGAAUGGUAGCAACUGGUCAGUCUACUGCGAUGCACAGAAGAAUCCAUGUGACAUCUAUGGAGCGUGUGGGCCUUAUGGGGUCUGCAAUGUUUCUGAAUCUCCAAUCUGCAAGUGUUUGAAAGGGUUUGUGCCAAAGUCAGACCUGGAAUGGAGCAAAGGAGACUGGACCAGUGGGUGCGUACGGAAAACCGAAUUGUUCUGUGAGAGACAAACAAAUAAGAAGUCAGUGCCAUUGCAAGGAACACAAGAUGAUAAUGAUGAUGGGUUUUGGAAGAUCACACGAGCGAAAGUACCAGAUUAUCAUCAGUACAUUACAUCUUUGAAUCUUGAAGACGAUUUCAAUGACUGCAAGAUACAGUGCCUAAAUAAUUGUUCAUGCCUGGCUUAUGCACAUGUUAAUAAUAUUGGGUGUUUGGUCUGGUCCAAAGACCUUAUUGAUAUACAGGAAUUUUCCAAGGGGGGAGUUGAUAUUUAUAUUCGCCUUGCACGCAAAGAAUUAGGUGAAGAAAAGCCAAUUAAGUUGAUUGCCAGCCUUACAGCUAUUGGUUUAGUGAUUAUCUUGGUUGCCAUAGUGUUUGGUUUGCACAGGUUGCGAGCUAACCAAAAGGAAUCGAUUCCAUCUUCUAGAGACACUCUUCGAAUAUAUAUUGGAAAACAUGAUCCAUCAGAGCUAUUGAUAUAUGAUUUUGAUACCUUAUUAACUGCUACAGACAAUUUUAGUGUUACAAACAAACUCGGGCAAGGAGGCUUUGGUCCUGUUUAUAAGGGGAUGCUACAAGAUGGAAAGGAAAUAGCUGUAAAAAGACUAUCUAGUAGCUCAGGACAAGGCAUUGAAGAGUUCAAGAAUGAGAUGCUGUUGAUCUCCAAUCUUCAACACAAAAAUCUUGUUCGGAUGAUGGGUUGCUGCAUUAAAGAGGAUGAGAAGUUACUUGUUUACGAGUUCAUGCCAAACAAAAGCUUGGAUACGUUUCUAUUCGAUCCGAUGAGGAGAGGAGAGCUUGAUUGGGAUAGACGCUUUAAUAUUAUUCAGGGUGUUACUAGAGGACUUCUUUAUCUCCAUUAUGAUUCCUAUGUGAAGGUAAUACAUAGAGAUCUGAAAGUCAGCAAUAUUCUCCUGGAUGGGAAAAUGAACCCAAAAAUUUCAGAUUUUGGAUUGGCACGCAUAGUUGAAGGAUCACAGUGUCUAGAAAAUACUCAGAAGGUUGUGGGGACACGUGGCUAUAUGUCUCCGGAGUAUGCCAUGGGUGGGAUAUUUUCUGAAAAAUCUGAUGUCUACAGCUUCGGAGUAUUGGUAUUGGAGAUUAUUAGCAGCAAGAAGAACAACAACUUUUUUUUAUAUGACCAACAGCUAGGCUUUCUAGCCUAUGCAUGGAACUUGUGGUAUGAAGGCAGGGGAUUGGAGUUGGUGGAUGAAGAAUUGGGUGAUUCAUAUUCCUCAUCAGAAGUACUGAAAUGUGUGCACAUUGGGCUUCUUUGUGUACAAGAUAAUGCUACAGAUAGACCAACGAUGAAGGAUAUAGGUUUAAUGCUAAGUAGCGAGAAAGAUGGUUCACAACCUAAGAGGCCUGUAUUCACUAUCCAAAACUCAUUUUUUCAUCCUCAACUGCAGUAUGGACAUACUAAUUCCUCCACGAAUGAAGCUACCAUUACAGUGAUUGAAGGACGAUAAGUGACAGCAAAUCGCUACACCAAAAUGCAAUGACUUUUGGUCAUUCUGAAGGUUUUCUUUUAACUUUUUUUCUCUGAUGAGAGUACAUGGAGGUUCCUAGAAUUAGAUACUGGCGAGGAACUUGUUUGUAUACUUUACACUGGUGCUGACAUUGUUUUCCAGCGUUAUAUACGUUGUUCUCCAUAUUUGAGAUUGCAACAAAUCCUCCUAUAUUACUAUAUAUGUAUUGUGAAUUGUUGUGCAA